UAUUACAAGCAUUGCAGUCGCAGCACAAUUUACGGAAAAGAGGCACAAGCACUUCAUUCCUGGCACUUUUCAGACGCAGUCGUUGUAGAUUUAGACAUCAGCCAUGGGGAAAUUUCCGUACGAUAUUCCAGAUUGGAAUAAAUGGAAAGUGGAGGACGUUCCAGAGCUCAAGGAGAUUCAAGAUAGGCUCGCCAGGAGGGGAUUGAGAGAUCCUUGGUUGAGAAAUGAAGUAUGGCGUUAUCAACACUACAUGCCGGGAGUUCCCUGGUACAAAAUAAUCUUCAAGGGCUUUAAGUGGGGUGCUGGAGCAUUCGUCAUUGCCGUAGGAAUUGAGAAGCUCCUGCGGAAAGAGGACAGCCAUGAUCAUGGAAGUGGACAUCACUGAUGGAUGUUUGUCAAGGGAGAGAUUGGAGUGGCUGUGUGUUUAAAAGAAUGAUUGUGACAUUUGUUUUGGGAGAGGUUCUGGACAACCGAAACAAGACCAGUUCCAUCUCCAGAAUAUUGAAUUGACUGCAGAAUUGGCUAGAUUUCAGCAAAACUUACAACGUUGAUCAGACAAUUUUGCAGCUUGAGAGGUAUUUUGCACGAGAAGGCAGAAAGUUGAGCAGAAAGACAACCAUCUUCGACUUACGAGCAACCAAGCUGUAGAGAGUACCACUUUAAAAACAAUUCCUGUGCACUCAUUCUCAACAUAAAUGGAUACAUAUGUAUCCUGCUCAGUACAUCCACACUCGGGAUUAAGUCAUUGCUGCUACCCCAUGUCUGACAAAAUCCAACAUCUCGGCCCAAGUUUGCAGAGCUACCGAGCCAAAAUACUGCAAAGCCAAUUUUUGUGUUUAACUGAAACCAGUCACAAAAAAAAAUCAUUUACAUGGCAGUCUGGCUUGUAACCUUAUUUAGCUAAGCAAGCAUUUCCACUGUGCGGUGAAUUUUGGUGCCUUGAAGAUCCAUGAAAUCAGCACCUAGUUUUGCAGUGUUAUGAUAGAUCUAGAACUGAGAAAAGCUAUAGUUAGAGUUUGAUGGGUUCUGGAAAUGCAGGGUAUUUCUUGCACCAGCAUCAUAAGUGACCCAGCAUUGGGGUGUCAAAAAAGGCUGUGUUGCUGGUUCAGACGUGCAGGAAGUCCCCAUUAAAACUAUGCUUUAGUGGUGUUCCAGAUUCUUCUCCACAUACAGUGUUUAUGGCCUGCAGUCAACUACCAUGAAAGGGGCAUAAAUGAAAGACAUAAGCAAAGUACAGUCCACUCUUCAUGUAGCGUGGGUAGGAGUGGAUUGUGGGAAAUGACCAGGCAGUGUGGCUCAACAAUGAACCUGUUUUGUUUUCAACAAAAGACAAGGUCAUUCGAGAAAAGAGCAUGCAUGCGAGUUGGCAUAUGGUCAUACUGAUGGGGCAGACUUCACAUGCACGUAUGCCUGCUCCUGAUGGACUUCAGGCGGGUUUAAUAUUGGGCAUGCAGUGUCGGAAUACAUGCAUGCAUACUUGCUUGAAGCGACACAACAGGCAGCCGCUGUCAUAGAACUGCUUAGCCUAUAAAAUAGUUGCUUCACAGUCAAUACCAGUUAAUCAGCUCACAAGUCAUUGCAGAUUGCUUGACCGGUUCCAAGCUGAUUUUGCUCAGCAAGAAAAGGCAUUUGUAGUAAAUACCUGCUGAGGAGUGCCACAAGCCUGGGCAAUAUUAGGCCCAGGUCCAACCUUACCUUAGAGUGCUGUCCAUGCUUUCACUUAUAAUUCUAAAUACUUCCCAGGUGCUGUUUUUACCUACAUGUACCUCAUCUACAUGAACAUGUAUACUAAAAGAGUUACGUUCUUGAAAAGUGAGACUUCUGCACAAAUGCAUUGGAAGACUUCAAUUGUAGUUAACAAAUGUGUGUGGUCACUGAAUUUCUGUAAUACAUAAUCCUCUUCCUCCCUCUUGUACUUCAGUUCAAAGCACGUUUGUAACAUUUUUAUUUAAAAUGGACUUUUGCAAAAUGUUAAUGAAUUGUAAUUGCUGGUCAGUUUUGCAGGAGAUUGCAUGAACCCUGGGUUACAUUGUAGAUAUGAAUAAAGUUACUUGCUGAGAUUUGACCA
Molecule: messenger RNA, 2068 nt
Organism: Acanthaster planci (crown-of-thorns starfish)
Lineage: Eukaryota; Metazoa; Echinodermata; Asteroidea; Valvatida; Acanthasteridae
Product: NADH dehydrogenase [ubiquinone] 1 beta subcomplex subunit 3-like
Biological process (GO): electron transport chain; mitochondrial respiratory chain complex I assembly
Cellular component (GO): mitochondrion; respiratory chain complex I
Source: RefSeq, a predicted model, not a curated record